CAUGACACAACUUUGAACAUGGCGAUGCCCUGUUGAUUAUCUACAAGCUACAUUGUUGUCAUAUAGUUUGUGGUUUGAAAACGCAAAACCAAUUCAUCAGUGACAAUGUCAACGUCAAAAUCGAAGAAGCCUAAUUAUUUAGCGCAACCAGGAGGUAGCGGUCAAGGUGCCAGCACUGCCUCCAGGAAAGGAAACCUUGCUGGCUCUGUAUCAAAGAGCAAGUAUGGUGGAAAUACUGGAGUAUACGGUAGCACAAGAUCACGGUCAAAUAUCUUGUCAUCAGCAAGUCGAAAAAGUAUGGCCGCAAGGGAAGCUGAAAAAGCUUCAAUGGCAGGGAAACCUCCUGUCCAGGUGAUUGAUGAAGGUGGUAAUGAUGUGACACCUAUUCCACUGUUAAGCCAUGACCACACGACUGUGAAGAAAAACCAGAGUAACAUUUUAGAUAGCUCCGUUGGAACACCAACAGAUCUGAUGUCUCAAGCUUCCAUUUACAACACAGCCAAUGUGACUGCCAGUACAUUUGGUGGAGGCCCUUUUACAAGAUCUGUAUUUAGCCAGUCACAGGGCACGGGGACAGACUCCAUGAUGGGUGGGGAUGAUGAGAUCACAGAGCCUUCCUCAGAACAGACAGCCUGGGCAGACAUUCGACACAAACGCGAAGAGGUAAAGGAAACAUUGACAGAAGCUGACCUUGAGAAAGAGGUUGACCUCACCUUGACGGAGACUGAGACAAUAUGGCUGCUGGACCUUCCCACAAUCUGUGUCUCCACAGAGUCAGACGAGGCAGCAGGCAUCAAAAAGAGAACUGAAACGUACCAAGAGUUGAUCAGGAGCAGAGUGGGCAAUGACAGAUACAUGGAGAGAGGCAUGAACACAUUCAAUGAGCCACCCAAGUUUAAAACCAUCCAGACCAACAAAAUUGCCUAUAAUGACGUUGGUAUAACAGCCACCACGUGGGACAUGUAUGACACGUAUGACGAGCAGGAUAAAGAAAACAAAGGUUUACCCGACAAAGAGAAGAACGAUGAUGGCGGUGAGGAGGAGGGUACAAUCAGUCGGCCUACGAGUCCCAAGGACGGAGACAGUAAAGAGGAGACCGGCUCACAGACGACCAGCCAGGACAAACCUGUACUUACACGUGAAGGUAGCACCGUGAAAAUAGGUUCGGCCACAGCACAAUCAAUACAAUCAAGGGCAGAGAGCCGUGCCACCAUGUCAUCAAUGGCGGGGUCGGAGAGUAUUUUCGCCAGCAGAGAAACCGGAGUGUCCUCCAUGCCAACAGACCUUAUAGCACUUGAGGAAGACAAAAUCUUAAAGGCUGAAAAUUUCAAGAGAGAUUUAUUCAUCAUGGAGAGAGUGAUAAACCUGAACACCUACCAGCCAAAACAAGCUAGUUACAGAGGGUUUGAUAUUGUACCAGAUAUUGACAGCACCAGUGAAACUGCUAACCCUACCCAGCAGAUAAGUGUGGCCGAUAUGGGACCAAAUGUGGACAGACUAUGGGCCUAUUCCUGUCCCAUGACCAAGGGACGCAACGUCAGCUGUAUGACUUGGAACAAACUCAAUCCAGAUUUAAUCGCCAUUGGUUAUGGACAAUUUGAGUUCUCCAAUCAAAAAUCUGGCCUGAUCUGUUGUUGGUCACUCAAGAAUCCAGAGUUUCCAGAACGUGUCUAUACUUGUAAAGAAGGAGUGACUGCAAUUGACUUCUCACGGUCAAAUCCUAACUUAUUAGCGGUUGGUUUGUAUGAUGGAGGGGUCGCCAUAUACAACGUGAAGAGCACACAAGAUGAGCCCAUUGUUGAUAGCUUCCACCUCGCGGGGAAGCACACAGCACCUGUAUGGCACAUUCGAUGGAUAGAGAAGGAGCGAGGGUCAGGUGACGAGCGCACAGAGGUACUCGUUUCUAUCUCCACGGAUGGGAGAGUGACACAGUGGUCCAUCAGAAAAGGAUUCGAAAGCUACGAUUUAAUGAGGCUGAAGAGAAUGCCGACCAGGAUGGGAGGUAAAAAAGAGAAGAAGGGCGAGGCUUUCAUUUCCAGACAUGCCGGAGGUCUGUGUUUUGACUUCCAUAGCAGAGAUGCUAACAUUUACCUAGCUGGAACAGAAGAAGGCCAUAUUCACAAGUGUUCAUGUUCCUACAACGAGCAAUAUCUGGACAGCUAUACCGGUCACAAUGGUCCAGUUUACAAAAUGGAGUGGUCUCCCUUCGUCAACGAUAUUUUCCUCAGUUGCAGUGCAGAUUGGAGUAUUCGGUUAUGGCACCAAGAGAGAAAUAAACCUAUUCUUAGCUUCUUUUCCCUAAAUAAAUCAGUGUAUGACGUGACAUGGUCCCCGCGAUCUUCAACUGUGUUUGCCUGCGUCAACGAGGGGCGCGUCGAGGUGUGGGACCUCAGCCUCAGCACACUGGACCCGCAGAUCGUCAGUAACCCAUCCUCUGGGGCCAAACAGACUGCAGUGACAUUUGCCAAAAAUUCUGAGUGUAUCCUGGUGGGUGACAGUGAGGGACAGGUGACAGUGUAUGAGCUGAGAUGUAUGCCUGAACCUCCAGAGAACCAGGCCGAGGCACUUAACAAUGUCAUCAAGGCGUCACUGGCCAGUCAACUUCAGUCGGAAACAGCAGAGGCAAAAGAGGACGAGGAAGGAGCAGAUGGAGAUGAUUGAUCUUUGUUGUCCAGGUGAUCUGUGAUUGGUAGAAACAGACAGUUUGUCAUCUUAUUAGGACAUGUGACCAGCCAGUCAAUGAAAGAUACGAGUUGGUCAUGGAAAUUAGUGAAUUGUCCCUAGGGCUUGAGAAGGCAAGAUACACUAAAAAGCAGUUGAAACCACACAAGGGAACAUUCCUAACUUAUAUGGAUGCUGCUUUGCUUUUAGGAUCAUCAGAGUUAAUAUUUUAAUAAAACUGUGAUAUUUGUACGGCACAUAUCAUAUACAUCCUAUUUUCUGUGAUAGCUUAAAGAUUGAAUUACCAGUACUCAAAACAUAUUCUCAUUAUUAAAAAAAAACAAUAAAAAAAUUGCCUACCAGUCUUGAAGGUAGGAAUAG
Messenger RNA from Mizuhopecten yessoensis (Yesso scallop), 3042 nucleotides. RefSeq names its product WD repeat-containing protein 78-like. The coding region runs from base 106 to 2661 and encodes 851 amino acids. The transcript has 25 exons. Gene Ontology annotation, biological process: cilium movement. Gene Ontology annotation, cellular component: axonemal dynein complex. The record is from RefSeq and is a predicted model, not a curated record. Gene Ontology annotation, molecular function: dynein heavy chain binding; dynein light chain binding. Lineage: Eukaryota; Metazoa; Mollusca; Bivalvia; Pectinida; Pectinidae.